GGGUACUCACCCCCCCACCCAACAUACAAUUAUUUCACUUCUUAUCUCUCUGCAUACUACCCAAACCCUACUUUUCUUCAUCUAAAGCCAUUUUCGAUAAUACCUUUCCCAAUAUCUUUGAUUUAAUCAUGUCCGUCAUGUUUUCAUGUAUGUCGUAUAGAUCUUCCCGUUAUUGAUUGGAAGUAGAAAAACUAAUUGUUCAAAACAACCUAUAGUCUCAUGGUUUCGAACAAAAAACUGGCCAACGCCGUUGGGGGAAAAACGGCAAGAGCAUGUGAUAAUUGCAUACGAAAGCGUGCCAGAUGGUACUGCACCGCAGACGAUGCUUUCUUGUGCCAAUCUUGCGACUCUUCUGUCCACUCGGCUAAUCCGUUGGCGCGUAGACACCAAAGGGUUCGCCUCCAAACCGCGUCCUCUCCAGAGAAGUUCGCUCCUACUUGGGACAAGGGGUUCACCAAAAAAGCUCGAACGCCGCGAAAUGGAAAGAGGACUGCUAACCAGAAUCUAAAAUCCGAAGAAAGCGUCCUUUCUUCGGAUCCGUUGGUCCCAGAGUUGGGCGACGGCGAGAAUUCGAACGAGGAAAACUACGAAGAACAGCUUGUUUACAGGGUUCCCACGCUCGAUCCUUUCGAGACUAGUGGCGAUGGUGUCGGAAGUGAAUAUGGUGAUCAUGACGAUCAUGGUAACAAUUUACACGGGUUGUUUGUUCCUUCCGAAAUGGAGCUGGCGGAGUUUGCCGCAGAUGUCGAGAACUUGUUGGGAUUCGAAGAGGAGUCGUUUGGUAUGGAGGUGCUGGGGCUGUCGGAACAUUCUAAAGAGAGGGACAUAGGGAAGGGUUGUUUGGAUGCGGAAAGAGUGAAGGUUGAAGAUGAAGAGGGAGAUGUUAUGGAGAACCAUGAUUAUGGUAUGGCGAUGGAACCGUUUGAAUUCAACUUUGAUUAUGAUUCGUCUGCGAUGUGCGAGGAGGAAGAAGCGAAUAUUAAGGUGAGAGAUAGAGUGAGAAAUAUGGAGGGCGAAGGAGGUGAGUUUGGUGAUGUGAAGAAGAAGAAGAAGAUGAAAUUGUUGAGGCUUGAUUAUAAGGGGGUUAUGAUGGCAUGGGACAGCCAAAAGUCACCCUGGACCGGCGGAGAUCGGCCGGAGCUCGACCCUAGCGAGUGUUGGCCUCAUUGCAUGGGUAGCUGCGGAUCGAUACACCAUGACCCAUUCGGAGGUAUAACAGGAGGAAUUGGUGGCGGAUAUAGUGCAUUAAUGACGGAUGGAGGGAGAGAGGCAAGAGUGUCAAGGUACAGAGAAAAGCGGCGUACGAGGCUGUUCUCAAAGAAAAUAAGGUACGAGGUUCGGAAAUUGAAUGCGGAGAAGAGGCCCAGAAUGAAAGGGAGGUUCGUCAAGAGAGUCGGUUUAGUUGCUGGACCUGCUGCUUUUCCCAUGCAAAAUGGUUAAAACCACCCUAGCUAAUAGCUAAGUUAACUUGCAUGUUAACUUUUGUUGCGUAAAGUUGGACCUUCGUGAGGCUAUGUACAUACCAAGCAGUAAAUAGAAUAAAAAGCUCGAUGAAAAAGCUCACUUGACACUA
Molecule: messenger RNA, 1573 nt
Organism: Rhododendron vialii
Lineage: Eukaryota; Viridiplantae; Streptophyta; Magnoliopsida; Ericales; Ericaceae
Product: zinc finger protein CONSTANS-LIKE 16-like
Exons: 2
Coding region: 220-1440 (406 amino acids)
Biological process (GO): regulation of DNA-templated transcription
Cellular component (GO): nucleus
Molecular function (GO): zinc ion binding; protein binding
Source: RefSeq, a predicted model, not a curated record